AUGGCCGAGCCCGGGCGGCUGUGCUGGCCCGCGGCGCCCACGCGGGGGCCAGCGGGCGGGAACCGGGGGCUCGGGUGUGAAAAGCGUCUACCUUCCCAGGGCUUCACAAAGACCAGGCACCGGCCGCCGCGCGCCCCCGCCCUGGACGGCCUGCGGUGGACGUUCGUGAAGAAGGGCCUGGAUGACUUCCGGAGGGGCUGCCCGCCGUGCGAGGCUCUGCUCACUCGGGGUCCUCAGGAGGCCUUUCUCCCCCAGAUCCGUCCCCCAGCUCGCCAACCCGUCCCAAAGAAGCGGCAGCACAGGUGGCCCAAGGGAGCAGCCCCGUUUCCCGAGCUGUCACCUGCGCAGCGGGCGCGGGGGGCCUUCCUGGCAGACGUGGAAGCCCAGCGGACCCCGCACCCUUUGGCUCUCUACCCUCAUCUGGGAGAGGACAUGCCCGUCGAGCUCUUAUUAAAGGUGCUGGAAGUGCUGGAUCCCGACAGGAAACUGGAGGACACGUGGGCUUAUUGUCAGGGUGUCAGGAAGAGAGCAAAGGAACCAGCCAAACUUUUAAGAAAACUUUCCACCCAAGUCGACCCGGGCCUUCCCAAGAAGACUGCUGUGUCACAUCCAGGUCAAUGGCUUUAUGAAGAAAAGAAGCCACAUCACACAGAUUUGCUCCAUGAAGAUGGUCCUCUUAUCCAUGAAAAUGUGCGCAAAGGAGUUAGGGACUUCUGCAACUGGGCUACUACUUUUGGAAGUUCCAACAUUGAUGAAGAGUUCAUCCUGAAGCAGUUUGACAUUGACUGUGAGAGCAAACCCAGCCGUGAUGUGCCCCACACGAUCAGCCAGGCUCCUCCAGAGCUAAAGAAGAAAGUGGCGUUAAAGAAACUGCAGGAACCACCGGUUUUCCAAAAACCAGACUAUGAGCAGAAACUCCAAAAACCACAGAAUCCUCAUAAACCAAAGUGUGUGAAGAUGAGAUAUGGAGCAUGGUAUCUGAACACCAAGUUGUGGAAAAAGCAAAGAGCAGACGAACCUUUGGUUAACCCCAAGGUGUCAUGUAAAGCUCAAGAUGAGAAUUUUAAAAGGGAGCUACAGGAACAGGAGUCGCUUGCAGACCUUCAUAGAACCACUGCCUUUAAGGAUUUCGUUCUAAGCAGGGGCUACAGGAUGCCAAGUUUCCUUGCGAAGAUGUAUGUCAGGAAGGAGCGUAAAUGUGAGUGUAAUAAGACCUCUAUAAAAUAA
Enhydra lutris kenyoni (northern sea otter) is the source of this 1227-nucleotide messenger RNA. Its product is annotated as family with sequence similarity 47 member E. The transcript has 8 exons. Bases 1 to 1227 code for a protein of 408 amino acids. NCBI's taxonomy places the organism in Eukaryota, Metazoa, Chordata, Mammalia, Carnivora, Mustelidae. The record is from RefSeq and is a predicted model, not a curated record.